Molecule: messenger RNA, 2917 nt
Organism: Ahaetulla prasina
Lineage: Eukaryota; Metazoa; Chordata; Lepidosauria; Squamata; Colubridae
Gene: CEP83
Product: centrosomal protein 83
Exons: 16
Coding region: 195-2348 (717 amino acids)
Cellular component (GO): centrosome
Source: RefSeq, a predicted model, not a curated record
CUUUUUUCCGCAUUCCCGUGGUGCUUAGCGACGAAAACCUAAACCGACGGGGGGUCCGACCUUCAGUUCACAAAAUGGAAAGAUAAUUUGGUCUCUGGGGAUGUCCUUAUGAGAGAAAGCAGUCUCUAUGACGGUGAUAGUCUUGCACUGACAGCAUUUUUACCUGAUUGCCAUCUCAUUAGUAUUCAGUCAAAAUGGAUGCUUUGCCGAAUAUCCUCUCUCCAGUGGGAGGGAAUGGUGAUCUUGUCAGUUCACAAGUAGAAGUGCAAAAACUGUUAAUUGAUGAAAGGAUGCGGUGUGAACAUCAUAAAACAAAUUAUCAAACACUAAAAGCAGAACAUACUAGGCUCCUUGAUGAAUAUACCAAAUCACAAAGUGAGUUGAAACAACUGUUACAUGAAAAACAAACUGUCCAUGAUAAAUUUCAGUUGCUGCUUGCUGAACUUAGAGAAGAAUUAUUAGAUAAAACUAGAGAAGCAGAGGAAUUAAAAUUACAGGUAAUAACUCCCCAGAAACUCGAAUUGCUGAGAGCACAAAUACAUCAUGAAUUAGAAACACCUAUGAGAGAACGCUUUUGCAAGCUGGAUGAAGAAGUAGAAAAAUAUAGAACAGAAUAUAACAAACUUCGUUAUGAACAUACUUUCCUCAAAUCAGAAUUUGAACAUCAGAGAGAAGAGCAUGCCCGUGUAUUAGAAGAAAAUAAAAUAAGAUACGAAGCUGAGGUAACAAGGCUGGAUAAAGAUAAAGAAGAAUUGCAUAAUCAACUGCUUAGUAUUGAUCCUACAAGAGAUAACAAGCGUGUUGAAGCACUGUUAAGAGAAAAAGCCCAACUAUUGCAGAAAUUGAAGGGAUUAGAAGCUGAAGUAACAGAACUAAGAGCACAGAGAGAAAAUUCUGGCGUGCAAGCAGAAAAUGUGCAAAGAAUACAGUUGCGACAGUUAGCUGAAAUGCAAGCUACAAUGAGAACUUUGGAGGCAGAAAAACAAUCUGGUAAGUUGCAGCUUGAACGCAUUGAAAAAGAAUUGCAGAUAAGCAGUGAACAAAAUACAGGCUUAAUAGGCAAGCUUCACAAAGCUGAACGAGAGAUUGAUGCCUUGAAUACUAAAAUUGAAGAACUGAAGCAUUCACAAAAGAUAGAAAUAACAAACAUUAAGCUGGAGGCAGCAAGAGCAAAGAGUGAGAUAGAAAGAGAAAGGAACAAAAUUCAAAGUGCACUGGAUGGAUUAUAUUCAGAUAACGAAAUACUUAAGACAACUCUUCAGCGGCACAAAGCACUUUCAGUAGAAAAGGAUCGUGAAUUAAUACGUAAAGUACAAGCUGCCAAAGAAGAAGGCUUCCAAAAAAUUGCAGCAUUACAGGAGGAGAAGUUAGAACUUGAAACUAAAUUAGCUGAACUAGAGAAAACCAGAAUGGAACAAGAUGCUCAGAGGCAAUCAGAGAAAGAUCAGUAUGAAGAAAAGGUAUCUGCUAUGCGCUUGGAAGAAGAGUCCACCAAAAGAGAAAUCCAAAAUCUUAGAGUAAAGAUUCAAGAACGAGUUACUGCUUCUGAGGAUCUAGAAAAAGAGAAAAGUGAAAAUGCAAAUCUAAAGCAGCAACUGCAUGAUCUGCAGCUUCGAGUGGCUUCCUUUUCACAGUCAGAGAAUGAUUUUUUGGAUUCCAAUCAGAAGCUCAAGGAAAUGCUGGAGAGGUUAAAACAUGAAUGUCGAAAUGCACGAAGUCAAGCAGAAAGAGCUCAAGCAGAUUCAGAGAAGAAUUUGGAAGAUAAACAGCUAAAGUGGCUAGAAGAAAAACAUAAACUUACUCAGCACAUCACAGAGAUAGAAGACAAGUACAAAGUAACGAAAGAGAAAUUGUAUCGAGCAUCAGUUGCUCAGAAAAAGAGAAAGACACUUAAUGACAACAAGCAAAAGAAAUUACUGAACAAGAUAGAGCUCUUAGAAGCUAAGAGAGAAGAACUAGAAACAGAAAACCAAGUGUUAAACAGGCAAAAUAUUCCUUUUGAAGAACAUCUCCGCCUUCAGAAAAGACUAAAAGAUCUGCAACGGAGACAUAAUGAGUUCCGCAGACUGAUUCUUUUUCCCAACCUCCCAAUACUGAAUCCUGCUAACUUAUUAUCUUCAUCUUUGAUUCCUGGUCCAGAAUUACCCUUCCCUCUCCUUCAGGAGGAGCAACAUCAAAGAGAACUUUCACUGCUUCGCAAACGUUUGGAAGAACUAGAGACCACACAGAGAAACCAAUUGCGAGAACUUGGUGCUUCUGUUGAACGACCUCAGUCUGAAAUAAGUACUGAAUCAGACAGAAAUAAGUUUGUGGAACAAUAUGAUCUGUCAUCUGGAGAUGCCAAAUAAACCAUUAAACACUUUUCAUCUUUUGCCAAAAAUUCAUCUAUAAGUGCCGUGAAAUAGGUAAAAGCUGUGUUUUACAUCAUUUGUAUUAUUUUUAAUUUUUUUUAAAAAAAAUUAUAAUUGAAAUAUUUGGAAAAUAAUUUUCUAGUUUUAAACUCUAAGAAUCAUGUUGUACUGUAAUGUUUUGCUAAUAAUACUUUUCUCAAAUUUUUAAUAGUUUUACAUUGAAAAAAAAAAUUCUCGGGGUUGCCCCUUCUCUGUUGUUUUCAGGUUGCUAUAUAAAGUUUCCAUUUUUUGUAAUUCACUAAGCUAGACUUUUGUAAUCUUAAAAUACUGAGAAAAUGGGAAACAACAUUGUUUGAGCUUUAUUAUCAUUAUAUGAAUUUUGUCCACAAUUUUACCUUUGAAAAAUAUAUUACUAUCUGCACUUUAAUAUAUUAUGAAAUAUCAAGAAAAAUAACAAUCACAUUUUAAGUGAAUAUGAACAUUGCUUUUCCUACAUGCAAAAAAAGUGUAUUUCAGAUCAAAGUUUUGUUAACUAAUCAAAUCUAUUUAUAAUAUAUUUUUGUAAA